UGCGUAUGUAGUCAGUAGUGCAAUAAAAAUUUACUGUUUACCUGUGUAAGUGACAGGAGGCGGUUGACUGCCACUCGGCAGUUUGUGUAGUGAUUAUGGCUGCGUUAGAUGAGUGCGGUAUCGGGGAUUUCGUUCUUUUGGACGAGAUAACCGCCGAAAAUUUCCUAGCAAAUCUGAAAAUUAGGUUUCAAAAUGGCAGGAUAUAUACAUACAUCGGAGAAGUGUGUGUGUCAGUCAAUCCUUACAAAACCCUCAGUAUUUAUGGGAACGAUUAUAUCAACAAAUACAAAGGGCGAGAGAUGUUCGAGAACCCGCCGCACAUCUACGCGCUGGCGGACGCGGCGCAUCGCGGGAUGAAGCAGCGGGGCCGCGACGCCUGCAUCGUCAUCUGCGGCGAGUCCGGCAGCGGCAAGACCGAAGCCAGCAAGAUCAUCAUGAAGUACAUCGCCGCAGUCACCAACAUCACCGGUCGCUCCGAGAUAGAAAGGGUGAAAAACAUUCUUAUUCAGUCAAAUGCAAUUUUAGAGGCUUUUGGAAAUGCUCAAACGAAUAGGAACGAUAACUCUUCUAGGUUUGGAAAGUAUAUGGAUAUUCACUUUGACUUUAAAGGCGAUCCAAUCGGUGGAAAUGUUAGCAACUAUUUAUUAGAGAAAUCCCGUGUCAUCCAUCAACAACCUGGGGAGAGAAAUUUUCACUCUUUUUACCAGGUUCUUGUAGCGUGUCAAGAUGUUGAUCUGCGUAAAUUAGAGUUAGGCUUGAAACCAGAUCCAAAGCAUUAUUUGUACACUAAGGGCAACCCUGGUGGACCAACCAGCAGUGAUCGCUCAAAUUACUCUGCCAUGAUAGCUGCAUGCCGCACCUUAGGUUUUUCACAAGAAGAAAUCCACACCUUGCUCCAAGUGGUCGGGGCUGUUCUGCAUUUGGGCAAUAUCAACUUUAUAAUGAAUGAAGAUAUGAUAAACAUCAAGGACAACUCAUCCUUAAGACACACGGCCAAACUACUCAAAGUCGAAGAGGGUGCUCUGAAGACAGCUUUAACGGAAAGAGUUAUAGCAGCUCGAGGGGAAGUCAUGCAAAAAAUGCACAACGUUUCAGAAGCGGAGUACGGGCGGGAUGCACUCGCCAAAGCAAUUUAUGAUCGCCUUUUCACGUGGAUCGUACAGAAAAUUAAUGCUGCUCUUGAUCCCGACCAAGGCCAAGCAAGGAGGUAUCGAGGCACUCUCAUUGGUGUUCUUGAUAUCUACGGAUUUGAAGUUUUUGAUGCCAAUAGCUUUGAACAGUUGUGUAUCAACUACUGCAAUGAGAAGCUCCAGCAACUGUUCAUUGAACUUGUUUUGAAGCAGGAGCAAGAAGAAUAUAGGAAAGAAGGGAUUGAGUGGGAGAACAUUGAUUUCUUCAAUAAUCAGGUGAUUUGUGAACUUGUUGAAAAACCGCACCAAGGUAUUUUUGCAAUCAUGGAUGAAGCUUGUUUGAACGUCGGCAAAGUUACGGACGAAAUGCUUCUGGAAGCCAUGGAUCAGAAACUAGCCUCACACCAGCAUUACCAUAGCAGGAUGACCAAGGCGUCUGACAAACAGUUAGCCCAUAAAACACAGUUUAAAAUCCGACACUAUGCCGGCGAUGUCAUCUACAACAUCCAUGGAUUUUUAGAGAAGAAUCGGGACACCCUCUUUCAAGAUUUCAAGCGUUUAUUAUAUUCCUCCUCUAGUCGUGUUAUUUCCGGUAUGUGGCCGGAAGGUGCCAUGGAUAUUACAAAAACAACGAAACGACCUCUCACUGCAGGCACUCUCUUCAAAAACUCGAUGAUAGAGUUGGUGAAAGCCCUGGCCAGCAAAGAGCCUCAUUAUGUCCGAUGUAUAAAACCUAAUGAAGCUAAAUCACCAACAGUUUUUGACGAGGAGCGUGUUGAGCAUCAGGUUCGAUACUUGGGUCUGCUGGAAAAUGUACGAGUUCGAAGAGCAGGUUUUGCACAUAGGCAGCCAUAUGACAGAUUUCUGAAAAGGUACAAAAUGGUUUCCGAGUUCACUUGGCCUAACUUCAGGGGAGACUCUGACAAAGAAGGUGUACGGGUUCUAAUUGAUGAGCAAGGAUUCUCAAAUGAUGUCAAGUAUGGAAAAACCAAAAUUUUCAUCAAGUCACCAUCAACGCUAUUUGCACUGGAAAACAUGCGAGCUGAAUUGAUCCCUGGAAUUGUAACGCUCCUGCAGAAACAGUGGCGAGGUGCAAUAUGCAGACAACGAUACAAGAAAAUGAAAGCUGCCAAAUUCAUCAUGUUAUACUAUAAGAAAUAUAAACAGCGAAUGUAUAUAACAGCUCUCAGUCAAACUUUCAAGCAUGCCAAAAACAUGCGAGACCAUGGGAAGUCGCUCUCUUGGCCAGAACCCAACUUUGCCGUAGUCCAUGUGGUCAGUAAACUGUAUGCAAUGUACAGAAGAUGGUGGGCGUACAUGCUUCUGAAACCGUAUCCACGCCAUGAGUGGUCACAAUUAAGGAUGAAGAUGUCAGCUGCUAUUGCUCUGAAAGGAAAACGAUCAUCAUGGGGCGGAAAUCGGAGUUGGCAGGGAGAUUAUCUUGGAUCAUCAUUGGAAAACCCGCAUCACACAGCAUACAAAACAGGAGUCCAGAACAUCAAGAAUCAGCAUGAAUUUAGUGAGGUUCUCUUUUCCUCAUUCAUUCGAAAAACAAACAAAUUCAACAAAUGUGCUGACCGAGCACUUUUGGUCACUGAUGUUUAUAUCUACAAAUUGGAUACUCAAAAAUUCAAACCAAUGAGGAAAAUGAUGAUUCAAGAGAUCACUGGAUUGAGCGUUAGUCCUGGUGAAGAUCAACUGUUAGUCAUUCAUAGCAAUAAGGGAAAUGAUUUAGUAGUCACUUUACAAACGUCGGAAGACCGGGUAGGCGAAUUAGUCGGUGUUCUCUCAACUCAAUUCAUUAAGUUGAGGAGAAGUGAUUUACCGGUCAAUGUUGCCAACAAACUGUGUUGUAUGCUAGGAAACAAAAGUAGAGAAUUGAGGGUCGAAGUCCGGCCUGGGACGCAACUACCCAGUUUCUGCAAGGAGAACAACGCAAUUGUUUACGUGUUACCACCCACUUUUUCCAUCAACCAAACCGCACCCACACCAAUCAAAGUCUAAGUUUGUUAUUGCUGUCGAAUGGUCUCAUUUUUGUGUUCCCCGGGUUUCUCCAGACUUCGGUGACGAGGAUGCUCCGAGACAUCUUUCUUCUUGAUAAUGUUUUAGUGUUAAAAUUUUUCCCAGACUCUUUAAUCGUGUAAACGAUUCUACAUGUUUCAAUGGCUUUAAGGUCUUUGUUGAGUCUCAUGUUGUAGUGGUAUAAUUUUUGUUUCAAAGGUUGACUGAGAAGCAUCACAUCUCAUCUUUUUUUACUUAUUUUUUAUUUUACGACUCCUAAAACGUUUUAAAAGAAAUGCAUAGUUAUUGCUCCAUUUUCAAGGCUUGCAAUAGACUCUAAGACAUUCUUCAUUACUCAAGUAUUGAAAAUGUCAAAAUAUCUCAGUUUUUAAGUAUGUACUUGUAUUUUCAAAACGGUUCAAUUAAAUGUUUCAUAUCCCCCCCAGUUGCCUGUAUGAUAUUUAUCUUCCGCGCAAGAGAUGAUCACGACCAUUUUUUGAAAAAACCAUUGUUGACUUGUAAGAGAUCUGGAGAAAGAUUUACCUCCCUCGAUAUGGUUUUGUAAAGAAAGCCUCGAAAAUCUACUUUAAGAGAAUUUAGUGGAGAAUAAUCAGUAUAUCCUAAAAUUUUCCAUUUGUAAUGGUGUAACAAUUUUUUAUUUUAUUUUCAUUUGUGCGUUUGAUUUUGUAAAUUGAAUUUUUUUCAGUUUAUGAAGUAUAGAACUCCAUGUUUUUGUGAUACAAAUUUUAUUCGUUGAAUGUUAUAUUUCCCAUUGAGAAAUUUUUAAUUGUUUGAAAUAUUUGUGCAUUGGUUGGUAAUUUUAUUAAUUAAUUUAUUUAUUUUCUUCUUUGUGCUGUUUUAUUAUUCAGAUUUUGGUAAGAAAAACUUUUUUUUUUAUAUUUCGCUCGGCAUCUGCAAUUCUGCAUGGAGGUCCAACCUUAAUAGAUUAAAAUAAGAUUUUUUUAAAAAAUUUUCCCAGUCUCCGUCCAUUUGUUUUCUUCUUUUCUUUUUUUUACUCUUUUUUUCUUUAGAGAGUACUUAAAUUAUUACUUUAUCUCUUUGUUUUAACAACCAGAUGUCUAACAUUAGAAUACAAUUUUUACUCGUUUCCUAUAAACUCAGCUCUGAACAAUGUAAAAUAUAACCGAGAACACUGCCGGAAGAAGUGUGUUUAUCUUUAAUUUAUAAUAUUGUAAAUGUCGUUUUUUGGGGAGCUUCCUCAAUUAAGGCUGUUAAAUCUGAAAAUAAGUCUAAGUGGAGGGUGUCUAGCAACCAAGAGUUAUCAGGGUAUUUCUUGAGGAUCAGGAACAACCAGAAAAGUCCUCUAGAUUUUGCAAUGAAGUCGCUGAUCAGGGAAGUUCACUUUUAAAAAUACCUUAUUUCUGCUGUCGUGAUCACGGAAAAUCUUAUUUUGUAGAGAAUCUUUCCUCGUUCCUCAGAAAUCACAGAUAAUCUGAGAAUUUUUACUUUUUUAUUGAGAUCAACAUGAAACCUACUCAGCGAAUACUACCACCUCUUGAAGUUUUUAAUAUCAUGGCUUUCAAUUAGUAAUUUUAAUUUUAUUUGAGUUUUCUAUAUUAAAAACCUUGCUUUGCAAGCUCAAGGAGCUUGAUGUUUUACAAACGAUACCUCACAGAUUUUUUUGGUCGUGUCAAAUUAAGAAUAAAUGAAUUUUAGUUUAUUUUGUAAAAAAAUCCUGGAAGUUUUUUCAUUUUGAUAGCAAGCAUUGUCUGCUAUUGAAACUUGCAAUGAAAUGUACCUACUCGGUUAUUUCAAUUUUUAUCAAGUGUUCAUUUUAUUUGAAUGAAUUCUGGAAUGUUUUUCUGUCUUUGUAAAAUGAUUUCUGAUUACCCUUUGAUUCAAAAUCCUUGUAAUGGAGAAAUCAUGAAACCAACAAUACCAGAAUUACUUUUAACUAAUUAUUGCUAUGUACUUAUAUGUUACAAAUUUCUUUUGGUUUACUAGGUUGUUUGUUCUCCUUCCAAGUUUUUCUUAAAAGUUUUUUCCUCUAAGUAGAAAAGAAAAUUGAAUGAAAUGAGCCUAACCUAUUGAGAAUUUUACCAGGUUGGAUGUUUACUUUUGCUGUAGGAAAUAAAAAAGUGUGUUGUUGGAUUGUAGGUAAAAUCACAGAUAUUUUUUUUUUUACUGCUUAAAGAAAUUGCUUUGUCGUCGAUCUAAACAUUUCUUAACCAUCUGUGACUGUCCAAGAGAUUAGAUAGAGACAUGAAGUAAGGUGUUUAAAGUCUGCAGGUGCCUUAGAAACUCAAAGUUUUCCAACAGUGAUAUUAUGAGGUUGUGCAACAAACAUUAUUUAACAAACUUCUUUGAAGCAGCAUAUAGAUUCUUGAUAUACCUGGCAAGACUCUUGUCCUAUACGAAUAAAAUUAUAUUCUGUCAUAGAGCAGAAGAUUUUUUGUAAAUUUUUUGCUGCUAUUUUAACAACGAAAAAAUAUUUUUUUUCAUUUAAAAUGUCUGUCAGUCUAUUUAAGGAUAAAAAUUUUACCCCAUUUUUGCAAUUGCCUUGCAUCCAUUUAUACCACAGUUGCUCAAUCUUUUUUACCCCUCUUUUUUGUGCGUCAUUGAUUUUGCCAGAAGUGCAUGCCUAGCAUUUAUUUUUCGAUAUUUAAGGCCAAACUGAACUAGAUCCUUAAAAAUGUUUAAGUUUUAAUUAUGUGUAAAGAAAUAUGUAGGUUGAAUCAUUUGUUCCACAAUAAUAUUUCUCUCCAUAAUGCAAUAUUUUGCUGAAAAUCUUGACCGAAAAGAUUAUGCAUCAGGAUGCCUCUGAAGGUACAGAAGAUGCUCAAUUGUUUUUUUAAAAAAAUGCAUGAUUUUUCUUGACUUUCUUUUAUUAGACCUUAUGAUCGUUUGCUUUCAUUUGGUAAUAUGCUUAUAAAAUAUUUCUGCAAUGAAGUCUGUUUUUUUGCUCUAGGUCCAUACGUUUAAAUUUACAAUAAUUAUAUUCUUCAUCAGUAGGUGUUUCAUAGCCAGCCAACAUUUAUCCAGUAAAGACACUGAUUGCCACACUGUUUAUGUCAGACCACUGAGCAUUGGCGCAGCUAAAAAACCUCUCAUGGCUCCUCUGUUCAUUGCAUCAGUCCACAUUCAUAUACUGUUGUGUAAAAUGCAAGCUAAAACUUCGAGCUGCAAUAUUUUUUCACCCAGAUUUUUGUAUUUGAAUUUGCUUGGAGAUCACGGAAAAAAAAAAGUUGCUUAAGUGACAGCCUGGAUGUUAAAAAUCUGUACGAAACUUUUUGAAUGUUAUUAUGGACACUUCGGCUGUUAAUGGAACAUCCUAGUUAUGCUGAAUUAACAAUCGCAACUUUCAUAUGAACAUUUAAGAGUUGUUGCACAGAUAUUUAACAUCUGGGAUGUUACUUCAGCAACUUUUUUUUGUGGAUAUUUGUAAAAGUAAACCACUUUGAUCUCAUGAGAUAAACUAGCAAAGAUUGCACUGCCAUCAAUAUCUUCAACUACAACAGGUUUUCAGACUGUUUUGACCAAACAAUGUAUAAUCAGUGAAUUAAUCAACAUCAAAUUUUCAUAUCUAAAUUGUAAUUUUUCAAAAUUUCCAUGCACACUUAAAUUUAUAAGGAGAAAAAAAAUUAUAAUUUGGCUUAUUUUCUCUGAUCACUGUUCCUUGAUCAUCCUGUGAAAAGUUCAAUUCAAAAUGUCAGCUCUUUUCCUUAUGAAAAAUGAGGUAUGGGAGGAAACUUCAUACUUUCGCAAUUUACUUCACUUUUGUGCUAUUCAAAUUUGAAAUCUGGCGUUUUAUUUGUGGCUGUCAUAAUGAAUGGUGCUGCAAAAAUGAAUCCCAAAACCGUAUAAAUUAGUUCAAAAGUAUGGAAGGUUCAUUUCCAAGAUUAAUCUUUUGAACCACUGCUACUAAGCAUAAAAUUUUUCCUGAGUGGUUUUUUCUUCUCAUGAAAUGGAUUGUCUCCAUUCUAAUUUUUCUAAAUCUUGUUCGGGUCUAUUGCAUUUAAAGUUUGAAUAGUUUAAGACUUAGAAAAUUAUUACUGUACGUUUGAUCAAUUAAAGUAUUAAUUGGAUCUUUCUACUCUCUUUCAAAAAAUUUGAAAACUUAGCAUUCAGUGACUGGUUUCUCUUAUUCUUUUGACUAUUUUGGAAGUUAUGGCAGCAUUUAAUUAAGUUUCUAGGGUUGAACAAACAUUUUUUCUUUUAAAGUUUAAGCUUGCUCUUUUUUCUCAUCAAUUCACUUUACUUAAAUACCUAUUUUGUUUUGUUUUAUUCGUUAUUUCAGCAAAAUGUUUUAUUUUUAUAUACUUUUUGCGCUUUUUAGUAUGAGAAGUUGAACUUAACUAAAACUUGAACUAUGAAAAGUAUCAACGAUACAUUUUAAAUACUUUUAUAUCUUUAUUUUUUUAUUUGCUAAUUGAUUAAUUUGUAUUGAUUGUUGUACCAUAAAUAAUCGCUAAGAUGCUUUGAAUAAAUUGAUUGAAAUUUUAA
This is a messenger RNA of Bemisia tabaci, 7595 nucleotides long. Lineage: Eukaryota; Metazoa; Arthropoda; Insecta; Hemiptera; Aleyrodidae. The record is from RefSeq and is a predicted model, not a curated record.